AUGCCGCUCAGCGACCAGAUGAAAAGCCCACCCUGCAGGCACCUCCUAAUCUUUAUUCUCUCCCAAUUCAUAACCGCCUUCUGUUUGUUUGUUUACAUUCGGCCCUCCAGGGACCCCAGCCCACAGCUCUGGGCUGGCAAUCCUUCUUCAGUCACAGUCCAGCCUGGUAAUAACCCCACAGCUCCAGAGGCUGGUUUGGAGCUGACCAUCCUCCUGUGGACCUGGCCCUUUGGGCACCCUGUUGCUCUGCAAAAAUGCUCUGAGCUCUUUGCCAUCCGGGACUGUCACAUCACGGCCAACCGUAGCUGGUUCCAUAAGGCCAAUGCAGUGAUUGUGCAUCACAGGGACGUGUGCUCCAGCCCAAAGAAACUGCCCCAGGGCCCACGGCCCCCUUCCCAGCACUGGAUCUGGUUCAACUUGGAGUCCCCCAGCCACAGCCCUAACCUGGGCUUCAUGGAUAACCUCUUCAACCUGACCAUGUCUUACCGGAGGGACUCUGAUAUCUUCACCCCUUACGGGUGGCUGGAGGUCCUCAGCCAGCCCCAGAACUUCAGCAUCCCAGCCAAGUCCAAGCUGGUGGCCUGGGUGGUGAGUAACUGGAACCCAGCCUCCCACCGGGUGCAAUACUAUGAGGAACUGAAGAAAUACCUCCAUGUGGAUAUAUACGGCAGCCAUCACAUGUCUCUGCCCCGGGACAAGCACUUCUCCACCCUGUCCCAGUACAAGUUCUACCUAGCCUUUGAGAACUCGCUUCAUGAGGACUACAUCACCGAGAAGCUCUGGAACAACGCCCUGGGCUCAGGGGCUGUGCCUGUUGUUUGCGGCCCCCCCCGAAAAAACUACGAGCACUUUCUGCCCCCCGAUGCCUUUAUUCACAUUGAUGACUUUUCCAAUGCUCAAGGGCUGGCCCAGUAUCUCCAGGAGCUGGACAAGGACCCAGCACGCUACCAGCGCUACUUCCAGUGGCGAACAUGGUUAAAACCAUCCAAGCAAAGUUCCUGGCCCAUCCACUUCUGCAAAGCCUGCCGGGCCUUGCAAAUGACAGAGACCUACCAGACCAGGCCUGGUCUGGCCAAGUGGUUCCGCUAGGAGUUACA
Molecule: messenger RNA, 1097 nt
Organism: Dermochelys coriacea (leatherback sea turtle)
Lineage: Eukaryota; Metazoa; Chordata; Testudines; Dermochelyidae
Product: 3-galactosyl-N-acetylglucosaminide 4-alpha-L-fucosyltransferase FUT3-like
Exons: 1
Coding region: 1-1089 (362 amino acids)
Cellular component (GO): membrane
Molecular function (GO): alpha-(1->3)-fucosyltransferase activity
Source: RefSeq, a predicted model, not a curated record